AUGGGGGUGGUUGUGGGUUGUGGUAGUAGUGGUCAUGGUAGUGGUGGUGGUGGUGAUUGUCGUUGUCGUGGUGGGAUCGUGGUGGUUGUGUUAUCGUGGUGGGAUGGUGGUGGUGGUGAUUGUCGUGGUGGAGGUGGUGGCGGCCGUGGUGGAGGUGGUGGCGGCCGUGGUGGUGAUUGUCGUGGUAGAGGUGGUGGGGGCCGUGGUGGUGGCCAUGGUGGUGUGGUGGUGAUGAUGGUGGUUAUUGUGGGGGCCGUGGUUGUGGUAGAGAUGAUGGGGGGUGGUGGUCGUGGGUGUAGCGGUGGUGGUGGUUGGUUGUGCCAUGGAGGUGGUGGGUCUUGUUGUGAUGGUGGUGGUCAUGGUCGUGGGUGUGGUGGUGGUGGUUGCUGUGGGGGUGGCCGUGGUGGUGGUGGUGGUGGUCGUGGUUGGGGUGGUGGAUUACAGUUUGGUCUCCUAAGAACAAGUUUAGGGUUCAGGAUUCAGGGUUUAUGGUUUAAGGUUUAUGGUUCAGGGUUCAAGAUUCAGGGUUUAGGGUUUAGGAUUUAG
Vigna unguiculata (cowpea) is the source of this 546-nucleotide messenger RNA. The record is from RefSeq and is a predicted model, not a curated record. Lineage: Eukaryota; Viridiplantae; Streptophyta; Magnoliopsida; Fabales; Fabaceae.